AUGCCACCAAAGCGAAAGAUCGACAGCGAAGACGAUACCGAAGAGGUUGAAUCCACAGAUGAGUCUGAAGUGACUAGUAGUGAAGAACAGCAGGAACACACACGCUCCGGCAGUGAAGAGGGAACCGGCAAUGUGAUGUUGGUAAACAACCCAAAUGAUGAGAGACAUAAUGUGGAGGACGCGAGGCCUGUGCGCACACCGACGGGCGUCGAUACACCGCAGCGCCCGCAGUCUCCUCUACCGCCCUCGCAGCUGCAGAUGGGAGACGCCGUGCAGAUGCUGCACAACAAUCCAAAUGAUGAGAUGGUGCGAGUGAAUGAUGGAAUUAACAUCAAUACACCACGUGCAGAGAGUAAGGAGAGAAGUGGAUCACCAAAGGGACUUAUUUUACGAAAUGCCCCACAUGAUGAGGCUAUUCCUAUUUCUGCACAUGCCAGUUCUAUAGGAACACCGAAGAAGGAAACCCCAAAGACUCAAAUUCCAAUGGAACCUGAGGGAGAAGAAGAAAGCACAGAGGAGGAAAGUGAAGAACAUGCUGGGGGAUUCCGUGGAUAUGCUAAUCAGAGACCAGAUGCUAUAGAUACAGAGACGGAAACUGCACCAACUAUAAUACCGAACCUUGAAUACAAACCGCAGGAUUAUGCUAAAAUAAAUGCCAGUGCUAGCCGAGAGAUGCAAGAACUUUUUAAACAUAUUUUGGAUUAUCAACCUGUUAUACCAGAACUUCCAGCAAAGUUACGUCCAUUUAUACCGGAUUAUGUUCCAUCUAUUGGUGAUCUUGAUCCCUUUUGUAAAAUUCCUCGACCAGAUGGUAAACCAGACGGUUUGGGUAUUUAUGUUUUGGAUGAACCCUCCGUAUCUCAGUCUAAUCCAGCGGUAGUAUUAUUGGAACUCCGUGCAACUAAUAUCCACUCUAGUGGUGGUUUGGCGGAGGUGGUAGAUUCAUUUGAAGAUGCUGCUAAUCGGCCGGAAGUUAUUGAUCGAUGGAUUGCAGAUGUAAAGAAAGUACACUACAAGAAACCAUUACCUGCAAUAAAUUAUCAAAAACCCAUGCCUGAAAUAGAAUCUUUACUGCAGGUUUGGCCCCCGGAGUUUGAAGAAGUUCUUAAUUCAGAUCUUCAAUUUCCUCCACCGCAUAUUGACCUUGAUCUUGAUCAAUACGUACGUACUCUCUGUUGUAUUUUAGACAUUCCAACGUACAAUUCUCUCAUUGACUCUUUGCACGUUAUGUUUACUCUUUACCAAGAGUUCAGGGCCAACCAGCACUUCCAGCAUGAAUAG
Molecule: messenger RNA, 1281 nt
Organism: Trypanosoma theileri
Lineage: Eukaryota; Euglenozoa; Kinetoplastea; Trypanosomatida; Trypanosomatidae
Exons: 1
Coding region: 1-1281 (426 amino acids)
Biological process (GO): intraciliary transport; cilium assembly
Cellular component (GO): motile cilium; intraciliary transport particle B; centrosome
Source: RefSeq, a predicted model, not a curated record